GCUGACACUGCCACAUUAGCUGCAGACGCCCAGGAAUGGAGCUAUAACGGCCGUGUUACUAUGACUUUCCGUUUACCGUCCUAUCCACCCACCACACUAUAGAGAUGGCCUCCACCAGGCACGGGCAAAGAUAUGGCUCGGCGAGAUCAGACGAGCGGACCCAGGCACCAACGAGGCCGACCCUGGGAGCAGGAGCAGGGGUUUAUAGGAGCGCCGUUUCUGCAGAUAACUCGACGUCUUCGCAACCACGGAGGGCCAUGGAAUAUUUGCGGACACAGCCCCAGGAGAGUGCCUCCAUAUCUCGGACCCCGAGCUCCAGCAGGAUACCACAGGUUCAGACAACCGCCAGGAGGACUCCCGCACCCAGACAAUCAACCACCCGACCACCAUUAUCACACCAGGACAAGCCAUGGAGUUCCGGUUUCAGUAGCCUUGGAUCUUCCUCCCGGUCAGCGUCAUCAAGUGCCAUCCCCACAGGUUCACUGUCCUCUGCUCGCCAGACUGAGGAGCUCAAGCCCCGGCCAGUGCGGAAUGUGCUGAGGCGCAAGUCUGCGAACCUGGCGCAGGAGACUGUCAAGCUACGAACCCCGUCGGGCAGUGGACCGUCACGCGAAACCGACUCCCCGGCGUCUAUAACGCGAUCGCUGGCCUCGCCAGACUCGCAGCUCGACCGCAGCUUGACAGACUCGCCCGCAGAGAUCCGCAUCGCGAUGCAGGUUGACCUCCCGACGACCAUGGCACAGACGGUCAAGAUCUACCCUGAGCUUGACCGAUACCGGGACGCCAAGCCGGCAGGCAGCGGCUAUAUGAUCGAGGUGCCGUACCCGCUUUCGACACGCGAUCUUCCGCCGCCGACGCCACUGUUCUCGGGCACUAGCAGCCAGCCUAGCGCCUACAGCGGCAGCCCCUCGACGCGCUUUUCUGGCUCGCCCGGGCCCGGUCCUUACAGCCGAGACACCACACCCACCACCUCGAUUCCGUCGCACUCGCCCGGCCUGGUGGCGCCGUUGCGCCUCCCAGCACCUCGGGUGAGACAGAACAGCCCGGCACGCCACCAGCAGAGCUCUCGGCCGCCCGUCACGCGGAGGAGAGCGGGCAGCGUGCCAAAUGAAGUCGACUCGAUUAGUGCCGACCCCCACGGCCUCGCUGCCGUGAGAGAGGCGCUCAACUCAUCUUCGUCAAACUCGACCGUCCGUGAUAGCGACAGGAGGAACGCCGCCCCGGUGGCUAUAACAGCCACCGCCGCUAGCAGUGAGACAGGGAGCGAAACGAAACGGAAAAAGAAGAAGUUUGGGGCCGCCCCGUCGCCAAGCCCGCCUCCACGGAAGAGUUCGACGAAAUUCAAGGAGUCACCCCUCAGGGACUCCCCCCGAGAUGCCCAAGAGUCGUCCCCCUCCAAGUCGGCUCGCGACCCCACCCGGCCAAUCAUGGCCUCGUCGGCCGGCAGGCCCACGCCACCGACCAUGACCAGGGCCCACACGGCCACGCCAGCCGUCACAUCACCUAGGGGGGUGCCACCUGCACGGCCCAGCCGGGACGGCACACCCGACCUCCAAUCCCAGAUCAGCCUGCCCAUCCCCGUCGUCCAGAGCAAUCUCUCGUCUUCAUCGCUUUCGGAAAGGCGCCAGAGCUUACCUUUAGGCCCAGGCUCCCGCAGUGCGCCUAGCAAUCUAACUCACGGUAUCAGGUCUGCUACACCCUCUUCGCAGCCUGACCGCUUCAUGCAGCCAACCCAGUCCAGGCUUCCUGUUGGGAGAGAGCCGACGCCGGCGCUGCCCCGGCUCGACACCCGGCGGCCGAGCCACUCUGGUUCCACGGCCAGCCGCACGCCUAGUCCGAACGUGUCCGGCUUCCGAUCUCGCUUCCCUCUAUUCGGGAGGCGCACAAAGACUGCCCCUGAGGCCGUCACACAGGUCGCAGACCAGAAGGAUAAGCCCGUCCGCAAGGGCCCUGCCGCAGGUACCGGUCACGAGGGCUAUGGACGAAUCGGCAUGAUCCACCACCGCCGCCGCAGCAGCAGCCUCGCUCGGGGUGUCGGGGGCACCAUGUCGUCGCAAGAGAGCCUGGAGAGGAGCCUGUCCGAUGACCCGUUUCUUCUGGAACGCAUGAAGCCCGUCGUCAUCGCCGGUGGCGAUGUUGUGCAGAAUCACAACGUCGGCGCUGAUCUUGGCCGCACAGAGAGCAACCAGAGCCUGCCAGGAGGAUUUGCGAGGACGGGCUCUGAUGUGUCUUUGGCGCCGCCCCCGGGGGACAGGACUACCCUUUGGCCAUCGCCCCUCCCCCGAAACGUCAACACCACCACAAGUUCUCUUGCCGGCCGUCGGCCCUCGGACAGCAGCGACUCGGAAGCGCUGGCUAUGCGUUCAACGCUUGCCUUUAGGCGAUCUAUCCACAAGAUGAGGGACGGCGCCGACGCCGCCAUGCGGAUCCCGAAGCCCAUAGUCACCCGCACACAGGGCGUGAUAUCCCCGGCUCUCACCAGUAUCGACACCACCAUCAUGACAGACGACUCUGCCAUCGAGGCGCCGGCGGGCGGCGCAUUCAGGGCCAUCAAGGGGUCCGCGCCGUCAGCUGAGUCUUCCAAGAAGCUGAUCAAGAGGGCCAAAUCGCCACGCCGAUGGAAUUUUUUCGGCCGGUCGACAAGCCAGCCUGCUGUUGCCACCAAGAGCCCCGAACCACCUAAGCCUGUGGUGGCCGUAAAGGUGGCGCCGCCCAAGGCUGCUGCGUUUUACACGAUGGACCUUUCCGAGCAGGAGGACAACGACGGCGGAGAUGUCGCCGAGGGACCGUGGGACGCGAACCUGCUCGCUGUGCCCUCGCCCCAGCCUCAGCUGCAGCCACAGCUGCAAUCUCCUCAAAACCAGAUCCCGACGACGCGACGCCCGUCGGUCACGAGGACGGCCACCAACGAGGAGGAGCAGCUCAAGCGCGGCGGGGUUGUCGAGCCCCUGGAGUAUCAUGAGAUGUCACCGGAGCCCCAACCGCCCCAGUGGACCGAGACGCCAUUGGUUGCGACUCCCGAGCCGGUGAGGGCCGUCGAGCCUGUCGAGCCCGAGCCUCAACCGACGGCCAGGAGAGUCGGGAGACCUAGCCGGCUGCCGCAAGUGGGCCGCAUCCCCAAGGUUGUCAACUCCCGGCCAGAGCAGACGUCUCCGAAGAGCUUCUCGCGACCCUUUAACCGCAUUAGCAUGCGACUCGCGCCGCGUGGGGAGAUCAAGGAUGCCAAUUCCGUUGCCAAGGGCCCGAGCCCAGUGAAGCCGUCGACCCCAGAGCCCAUGCAGCCCACGCCUCCGGUAGAGCCUGCCGAGCAAGCCUCGACCACAGCCACCGCGUUCGACUCUCGCUUCCGUGGCUCAAGAGAGCUCACGACAGACCUGGCAAACAUCAUGACCGAGUUUCUCGCAUUCGCCCCGCGCAAGAACUCGCAGAGCACGACCUGCACGACAACGACCACAUCCUCGUGCAGCUCCGGCAUUGUCUCGUACGCCGACGCCACGGCCGUGGUGCCCGCGCCCAACGCGCCGCUCGUUGAGGAUGAGAUCUGGGGCGAGUACGACGAUUUCUUUGGCGAUGAGACGCUCAAGGCCCCGCCGUCGGCCGGCUCGUCUCACGGUACCCCCUUCCAUCUGGAGCACCUGGCCAGGAGGGUGGUUGAGCCGCCCCUGGAGUCGCCCACGUUCAAGCAGCCCGUUCGACUUCCUUCUAUUGAUGCCGCUGCGACCGGUUCCCAGCGGCCCUCAACCAUCUCGCAGGCCGAGACAGAAAGAGAGAAGGUGCCCAUCGCCUCGAGCAUCUACAGCACCGACAUGACAGGUCCGCUCAAUGAGGCCAUCGAGACUGGCUUGAUUCCCAUCUCGUCUCCAUUCUCCGUCUCGGAGUUUGUCAGCGGGUACGGGGACGGUUCGCCAAAGGCCAGUCCGACGACCAAGGUACCCACUGUCAAGAGCCCGGUAAUCAAAGCGGUGGUCGCCUCCAAGCCGCCGACGUCGCUCAGGCGCAACAGCACACCCGUGAGCAACAGCAGCCCGCGCCGCCUGCCGCACCAGAAGCGCGCCUCGGACGCCAGCGGGGCAUCGAGCCUGCUCAGCGAGCUCGACAUCUCGUCGCCGCUCUCGCAGGUCAACCUGCGCGUGGGGUCCAUGACUGUCAGCAAGUGGCUCACCUUUGGCCACGUGCUCUUCAGCCCGGUGCGCGAUGAGCUCGUGCCCGAGGUCGGCUCGUCCGAGAAGUCUCUGAAACGCCACUCCAUCCUCGUUAUCGAUGGCCUGGGCAAUGACGACUGGUCGUUCUAUGCGGCUGAGACAUAUCCGGAGGCGACGUUUUUCAACCUCUCACCACGCGCCCCGCUGGCUAACUCGUCGUCGACCUCGCCGGGCUCGUUCCCGCUCACGCCGCCCAAUCACCAUCAGAUCCAGUACAAGUCGCACCUCGAUAAGUUCCCCUUUGGGCCCGAGAGCUUCACGGCGGUCGUGUACCGUUUCCCGGCGGCCGCGCCCGAGUCGCACUUCCGCAACAUCAUUGCCGAGGCUCGCCGGGUCCUCAAGCCGGGCGGCUACAUGGAGCUCUCCAUCCUGGACGUGGACCUCAACAACAUGGGCAACAGGUCCAGGCGGGUGGUGCGGAGGCUCAAGGAGCGGAUCCACGCCGUCAAACCCGACACGUGCCUGGGCUCGACGGCGGACCUGCUGCUGCGCCUGAUGGGCCGCAAGGGCUUCGUGGACAUCAAGAGCUGCCGCGUCGGCGUGCCCGUGGCCAGCCGCCUCGCCGCGUCCUCGUCCUCGGGGAGCAGCGGCGAAGGAGCGGGCGCGGGGCCGUCGCCGCUCGCCCGUGGGGCGGCGGGGGCGCCCCGGCGCAAGAAGGACGACCGGUCGCUGGCCGAGAUGAUGCGCGACGAGAGCCCCGUGGCGGACGAGUCCAUCACCAAGAUGGUGUCCAAGGUGGGCCGCUGGUGGUUCAGCCGCUGCUACGAGCCGGGCGUCGGGGCGGGCGCGGCAGGCUUCGGCGGCAGCGUCUGGAACGACAAGCUGCUGCUCGCCGAGUGCCAGGAGUGGGGCACCAGCCUCAAGCUCAUGGUCUGCCACGCCCGUGUGCCCGACGGCCGGGCGCGCGUGGCCAGCAUCUGA
Molecule: messenger RNA, 5123 nt
Organism: Gaeumannomyces tritici R3-111a-1
Lineage: Eukaryota; Fungi; Ascomycota; Sordariomycetes; Magnaporthales; Magnaporthaceae
Exons: 1
Coding region: 105-5123 (1672 amino acids)
Source: RefSeq, a predicted model, not a curated record